Notolabrus celidotus (New Zealand spotty) is the source of this 1063-nucleotide messenger RNA. RefSeq names its product peroxiredoxin like 2B (gene prxl2b). The transcript has 7 exons. NCBI's taxonomy places the organism in Eukaryota, Metazoa, Chordata, Actinopteri, Labriformes, Labridae. The record is from RefSeq and is a predicted model, not a curated record. The coding region runs from base 162 to 767 and encodes 201 amino acids.
ACGGCAGCUUUCAGUGGGCGUAUCCGGAUAUUCUUGUUUUGCAACUGUUAAGCGGGCGUUCCUCAAACAUUACAUUACUAUAAGAUUAUAUAUUGUACAAACUCAAAGUCACUUGUAGCUUUCUUGGCAGUGUACAGUCCGUGAAGCGCCGGAGUAGAAAAAUGGCAAACAUCGACCUCGCUAAAGUUGGAAAGAACUUAUUGAAGAGCGGUGAAACUGGAGAGAAUGUGGAGAUGCAGUCUCUGUGGCAGUACCAGCCCGCAGUCCUGUUCUUCUUGCGCAGGUUUGGCUGUCAGGUGUGUCGAUGGAUGGCAUCAGAGGUCAGCAAACUGGAGCCGGACUUAAGAGCCAGUGGGGUGGCCCUGGUAGGAGUUGGACCGGAAGAGUUGGGGUUGAAGGAAUUUAAGGAAGGAGGGUUUUUCAAAGGCUCAAUUUACAUCGAUGAACAAAAGAAAACUUACAAGGAUUUGGGCUUCAAAAGGUACACAGCCAUUAGUGUGGUUCCUGCAGCCAUGGCGAAGAAAGUACGAGAAGCAGCUGGAAAGGCCAAAGCUGCUGGCAUCCAGGGAAACUUCUCCGGAGACUUACUCCAGAGUGGAGGCCUGCUCAUUGUGGCUAAAGGUGGAGAGAAGGUCCUGCUGCACUUCGUCCAGGAUUCACCAGGAGACCAUGUACCACUAGAGGAUAUUUCCAAGAUUUUGGACAUCUCCACCGAAGUAAAAGCAGGAGAAAGGCCAGUGUGCAAUGAUGAUGUCUGUACUCGAUGAAGACAGAGCUGCCUAUCAGACCCCUCAUCAGGCUCAAAUGGAAACUUCAAUUAAAGUGAACCUAUGAAUGUCUGCUGAAACUCCUAAUUGCUUGAAAUCUCUUUAUAAUGGUUAUAUAUUAUGUUAUUUAAUUAUGUAAUUUGUAAGCAACGGAGACACUCCACUACCACCAUUACCUUUUAAUUGCCAUAAAUCACAAUGAUUGUUUUUUACAGGCUUUUUAUGAUUUUGCUCACAGUCUUAACAUUAAAUUAACUAUUUUGUAUGUAUCUUAUAUUAAUAAAAUUUUAAACUAG